Closterium sp. Yama58-4 is the source of this 3090-nucleotide messenger RNA. The record is from the annotation of a GenBank genome assembly. NCBI's taxonomy places the organism in Eukaryota, Viridiplantae, Streptophyta, Zygnematophyceae, Desmidiales, Closteriaceae.
AUGAUUCUUAGUGAGCUCCUUCGUUCACUAAUCGCGCCAAGGCGUCGCGCACUCGGUUUCCAAAGCCCCAACCCUUCCCAUCUCCGCCCGUCCUUCCGCCUCCGUCCCUCCCCGUCCCGCCCCGUCCCGCCCCCGCGCGCUCCCCGCCAGGGCAUAGUGUGCGACGCGGCGUCGGGCAGGGUGGUGGGUCUGUCGCUGCCGGAGAUGGGGCUGUCGGGGCAGCUGCCGGGGGAGAUGGCGCAGAUGAACGACCUCACCAGCAUCGAGGUGCCGCGCAACUACCUGCAGGGUGACAUCCCCAACACCAUCAACAACCUCGGCAAGCUCCAGGUGGCGGACCUGGCGGGCAACGCCAUAAGCGGGCAGAUCCCGGACCUGUCGCCCAUGCGCGCGCUGCGCGUGCUGCUGCUGGACGGCAACCAAUUGCAAGACGCCGUGCCCUACACCAUCACCGCGCUCUCCAGCCUGGGUCUGAGCGGAAACACGCUGGGCGGCGCGCUGCCGUCCACGCUGUCAGCGCUGUCCCGGCUGACGUGGCUGCGCGUGGACGGCAACCAGCUGGUGGGGCCGCUGCCGCCCGGGCUGGCGGCCAUGGCGAGCGCGCCUGGCGCCGUGUUCAACCUCACUGCCAACGACCCCACCCUGUGCGGCACGGCGGUGCGUGCGGUGGCAGUGCUAGCCAUAGCCCUCCUCCUCUUCGCCUUCCUCUGUCUGCGCAAGCCCAAGCACCCCUCCGCGCCCUCUUCCGCCUCUGCUACUGCCGCCGUUGCUGCAGUAGGAGGCACAGAUGCGAGGUCUGAGGAGGAGGCAGCAGAAGUGGAUUAUGGCGGGGAGAAGGACAGUGAGACAGGGCUGCUGCUGCUGCCGCCUCUCCCGCCCCCUGCCAUCCCCUUCACUGCCUCUUCCCCCUUGCUCGCCCCCACCCUUCCUCCGCCCAUCCCCACAUCGUCCCCUGUAUCUACUGCUGCUUCAGCUGCUGCCGUAUCACCAAAGUAUGGAGUUCCGGCACGUGCUGAUUCAUCUGCUGCUACCUCCUCCUCUCCCUCUGCUCCCCCUUCUGCCUCUGCUCCCUCUGCGGCACUGCAGGGCACGUCGCCUCGCUCCAUCCCAUCCUCCUCUUCCUCCCACACCCCGUCCCCCAAGCCCCAGCCGCUCCCCUCCUCCGCCACCUCAUUUCCCCCCAUUGUGAUCCCCCCUGUCGUCCCCCUGCCCUCCCUCCGCUCCCUUGCUCACCACCGCUCCCCCCUCCUCGCCUCCCAGGCAGCAGCAACAGCAGCAGCACCAGGGGGGGCAGGGAUGCAACCACUCACCCCGCCCUCUUACUAUCUCUCUGGGAGUCCCAAGUCCGGUUCCCCUCACACGCCCUCCUCGCUUCUCCCGCCUGCUGCCCUCCCUGAUUCCGCCACUGCUGCUGCUGCUGCUGCUGCCGGUGCUGCUGCUGGCACAGCAGCAGCGGCUGGGUUGCGAGGGGCAUCGAUGGAAGAAGGUGCAGGGGAGGCAGGGACAGGAGAAACAGGGGCAGCAGCGGCAGCAGGGGCAGCAGGGGCAGCAGGGGCAGCAGUUGCUGUGGCAUCAUCUAGCCGUCUGCCCACGUAUGGCGGCGCGGGUCGGGCUUUAAGAGCCGCCGAUCUUGAAGGGGAUAGUGAAAGCGGCGCGGAGGGAGGAGGGAAAAAAGGAGGAGGAGGAGGAGUGGGAGGAGGGGUGUGGAGCAGUGGUGAGGACGAGAGCAGCACUUGGAGUGAGAGCGAUGGGAGUGUGAUCGAGGGAAGGAGAGGGAAGCUGGGCCGCUCUGUGUCAGAGGUCAGUGGGAGGACGUGGGCCGCUGGAGGAGUGAGAGGGGGAGGGGGAGAAGGCAGAGAAACAGCAGCAGAAGCAGCAACAGCAGCAGCGCUGGUGGGAGGAGGCAGGGAAGGAAAAGCCCGAGGAGGAGGGGGAGGACGAGAGAAGGUUGGAGGGGCUGGGGACACGGAGGGAGACGAGGAGGCGAGCAGUGAGGAGAGCGAGAGCGGUGGGAGCGGCAGGGGAGGGGCGGAGAAGGUGUUUUCGUUGGCGGAGCUGGCUCUCGCCACCAAUGACUUUGGGCGGCAGGGGCAGCGGAACCUGCUGGGCGCGGGGAGGCACGGCGUGGUGUACAAGGCACGCCUGCCGGAUGGCACCACGGUGGCUGUCAAGCGACUCACCAACUGCAAUCCGGACCAGUCAGAGAGGGAGUUCCGGUUUGAAGCGGAGGCAGUGGCGAGGGCGAGGCAUCCCAACAUAGUGGCGCUGCUGGGGUGCUGCGCCGAGGGCGCUGAGCGCCUGCUCGUCUCUGAGUUCGUCCCCAACGGCACCCUGCAUUCCUGGCUGCACGCCCCUGCUGCUCCUGCUGCUGGUGCCGGUGCUGGUGCUGCUGGUGCUGCUGGUGCUGGUGGCCCCUCUGGUUCUGAUGGUGAUGGUGGUGGAGGUGCGGGUGAAUCCGCCGCGUGCGCGCCGCUGGAUUGGAAGCUGCGCGUCCACAUCGCCCUGGGAUGCGCCCGCGGCCUAGCAUACCUGCACGAGGGAGCGGACGUGCGGGUGGUGCAUCGCGACGUGAAGGCAUCGAACGUGCUGGUGGACGCGCAGUGGAACCCCAAGCUCGCUGACUUCGCCCUCGCCGCCAUCUCUGGCCGUCUCCACUCCCACGCGCCCUCCCGCCUCCUCGGCACCGUCGGGUACGUGGCGCCGGAGUACAUAAACACGGGGCUGCUCACGGAGCGCAGUGACGUGUACAGCUUCGGAGUGCUGCUGCUGGAGCUCGUGGCAGGCCGCAAGCCCAUCGACACACACCUCCCACCCGAACAGGUGGACAUAGUGCGGUGGGUGAAGCGGCUGGCGGCAGACGGCAGAUUAGCAGAGGCAGUGGAGGGGCGGAUAGCGGGGCAGGCGGGGGCGGACGAGGUGGAGUACGUGGUGGGCGUGGCGCUGCGCUGUGUGGACGGUAAUGCUCUCAAGCGCCCGCGCAUGCGCCAGGUCGUGGCCAUGCUCGAGACAGAGGACCCCACGCUGGUGAGGGGGGGUGGUUGGAGGAAUGCUGUUGGGGUGUGCGUGGAUGGGUACGGUGAGGUGCGGUGA